UCCUGGACAGGGGCCCAAGAGACUCCAGGAGCAUAUAAGGGGAAGGGAAGGAGGUCCAAGUACAGACACCCAGAGAGAAUUCUCCCAGCCAGAGCUUCAGAUGUUUCGGCUGGAGGCCAUGCUGUCCUUGCUGGUCCUAGCCCUCCUGGGGACCCCCACCUUUUCGGCAGAAAAUUACUAUGGUAAAAAAGUUGGCACACAUUUCUGCACUACAGCACCCGAAGGAAAAGCCUUCAAAGGAAUUCGGGUAUAUUUUAAAGGUCGUGCGAUUGCCGGUAUUCAGAUGAAAUUUGGAGAUGACUGGGGACAAAUAUAUGGCUACCAGACUAGAGAUACCCAGGAAGAGGAACUGGCUGAGGGCGAAAGCAUCACUACCGUCUUCGGCACAUUCAAUAUCUAUUUCAACCAACUUGGCUUUACAACUGACAGGCCACGAAAUAUUUUAUUGGGGACCUACCCUAAUAUUCAGGAGUUCUUGGAGGACGCUGACAAACCCAACCAUGAUUUCAGGGGCCUUUGUGGCUUUUAUGUGGUGGGUGGCUUCAGGUCCUUGAGUAUUCGUUGGGGGACGGUAAACGGUACAUGUUCAAACUAAGGCACAUGGCUACCCAAGCUGACGUGGUCUGUGCCAGGUACUUCCAAACCCAACUGCUAAUAAAUACAGCAUCU
This is a messenger RNA of Meriones unguiculatus (Mongolian gerbil), 669 nucleotides long. RefSeq names its product prostatic spermine-binding protein-like. The transcript has 4 exons. The record is from RefSeq and is a predicted model, not a curated record. Bases 101 to 595 code for a protein of 164 amino acids. Lineage: Eukaryota; Metazoa; Chordata; Mammalia; Rodentia; Muridae.